AUGUCCGGCGAAGGCCCCGAAUCCAUUCCCACCUCCGCCGACCCGCGCUCCCACCGCCCCACCAAGAAACGCGCCCUCACCCCCCUCUCCGCGCAAGCCGCCUCCCUCGACGCCCUCUUCGCCAACCCGGACCGCCCCGUGCGCGUGCCCCCCUCCUCCGGCUCCGGCUCCGGCGGCAAGCCCGGCUCCGGUGGUCCCGCCUCCUCCGUGCCCCCGGAGACGGUCGCGCACGUGCAGGGCUCCAGCGCCGGCGCCGGCUCCGGCGAGUUCCACGUCUACAAGGCCUCGCGCCGGCGCGAGUACGAGCGCCUGCGCGCCAUGGACGAGGACCUGCGCAGGGAAAAGGGCCAGGAGGAGUUUGACCGCCUCAAGAGGGAAAGGGAUCGCAAGGACGAGGAGAGGACGAGGAAGAAUAGGGAGAAGAGGGAGAAGAUGAAGGCGAGGAAGGGGAAGAAGGGCAAGGGCGGCGGCGGCGGCACGGCCAGCAACAUGACGCAAGCGACGGCUCCGACGACAGACGGAGAGCACGCAGUCUCUGACAAGGACGACAAAGCAGAGCAGGGCGGCGCGGACCAAGCACCAAAUGCCGCGACGCAGCCUGCGGGCCUCAUUAUCCACGACGAUGACUGA
Messenger RNA from Purpureocillium lilacinum, 630 nucleotides. RefSeq lists its product as uncharacterized. The record is from RefSeq and is a predicted model, not a curated record. Gene Ontology annotation, molecular function: double-stranded RNA binding; protein kinase binding; protein kinase inhibitor activity. Lineage: Eukaryota; Fungi; Ascomycota; Sordariomycetes; Hypocreales; Ophiocordycipitaceae. Gene Ontology annotation, biological process: negative regulation of protein kinase activity. Gene Ontology annotation, cellular component: nucleolus.